Messenger RNA from Knipowitschia caucasica, 570 nucleotides. The record is from the annotation of a GenBank genome assembly. Lineage: Eukaryota; Metazoa; Chordata; Actinopteri; Gobiiformes; Gobiidae.
AUGGGCUACAUGAGAGUGGAGGAACACAGCCCCACCCUGCUCCAUCUCAAGAGGGCCCCUGGGAUCCGCUCUUGGUCACUUCUGGUUGGAAUAGCAUCGAUCGGGUUAGCGGCGGCCUAUUACAGCUCAGACAGCGUCCUCUGGAGGCUCUUCUACAUCUGUGGCUGUUUGUUCGUGGCCAUGCAGAAUAUGGAGGAGUGGGAGGAGGCGAUGUUCGACAAAAAUCAGGGAACGAUCGAGCUCAAGUCGUUCAGUCUCUACACGUAUAUCCUCACGCUGUACAAGAAGGGACACGAGAAAGUGGUGCUGGACAUGCGGCACCUGCAGGACGUCUGUGUCCAGGAGGAGAAGGUGCGGUACCUGGGGAAGGGCUACCUCCUGGUGCUGCGGUUAGCUACCGGCUUCUCCUACCCCAUGACCCAGAGCGCCACUCUGGGGGGACGCAGUGACGUGGAGGAGGUGGCAGCCUUGCUGAAGCGGUUCCUGAAACUAGAAGACCUCCACAGACCAGAGCAACAUGAGGAGGAAGAAGAGGAGGAGAGCAGCAGCCAAUCAGAGCAGGAGCUGUGA